Messenger RNA from Labrus bergylta (ballan wrasse), 6214 nucleotides. The record is from RefSeq and is a predicted model, not a curated record. NCBI's taxonomy places the organism in Eukaryota, Metazoa, Chordata, Actinopteri, Labriformes, Labridae.
CCUGACCAAGCCGGGCGAGUGGUUCACCGGUCCGGCUGGAAAUCCCCUCGGUUCAGCUGUCAGUGAGCUGUCUGUGUGCCAAACGCCAGGUGACAAGAAGCUCCGGUCACGCUCCCAAGCACCCCCGGGAUCCACCCCCGCAAUCCAAGACCCCAACCGACCUGGUGCGCCUGGGACCACACCUGGCACUGAUGCUAGGUCACGUAGUGAACCACCGAGAGACACGAGAAAUGGGAAGGGAGUUGGUCGAGGAGAGCGCCGUCAGCCCAGACUGCAGACUCAGGUCUCCAUGGACCGGGACCUCAGGGGGGAGUCCAGGGAGCGCAGGGAAGGUCGGCGGCUGUCAAAGGGACGCUCUCUGGAGCAUGAUCCUGUGGGAAGACGGACAGAAGAGGGGGGCUAUCAUAACAUGGACCACAGUGGUGCCCCCCCUCGCCAAGCAGGGCCGGUCCUUCCUGGAGGCCGGGGCCACCCUGUGCCCACACAGGGUCGGGGCAUGUCUGUAGUAGGGGAGGUAGGGGACGGCGUGCGGCCUGGUCAGAGGACGGUGGGUGGGGUUGGAGGGCCACAUGAACACAACAUUGCUCAGCAAACCCCUCCUCCUGAACUUAGAGAGCCCCAAAGUACAGGCCCUGGCUUAGCGCCUGGCCAGGGACCUGUAGCUAGACGGACCAAAAGGGAGAAGGCUGAGAGCAUGCUGCGGAAUGAUUCACUAAGCUCUGACCAAUCAGAAUCUCUGCGUCCGCCACCGCCGAGGCCCUACAAGUCGAAGCGGGGUCUGGGGGCCGGAGGGAAGAGGCAGACCAGCAUUAGCAGCUCAGAGGAGGAGGGAGGUACCACACCCGAGUACAGCAGCUGUGAAGAUGCUGAGAUCGAAAGUGUCAGCGAAAGAGGUGACUGGGAGUGCUACCCUCAUGACCCCACUGUAUGGCAUCAUCCUGUAACCUGGCAACCAUCCAAGGAAGGUGACCAUCUAAUCGGGAGAAUCACCCUCAGCAAGAGGAGUGCCACCAUGCCUAAAGAAGCUGGAGCUCUGCUGGGGUUAAAGGUGGUGGGAGGCAGAAUAACAGAGUCAGGGAGAUUAGGUGCCUUCAUCACUAAAGUCAAGAAGGGAAGCCUGGCUGACGUGGUGGGACAUCUCAGAGCAGGGGAUGAAGUUUUGCAGUGGAAUGGGAAGCUGUUACCAGGGGCAACGAUGAAGGAAGUUUACAACAUCAUCCUGGAGUCUCAAGCUGAGCCCCAAGUGGAGCUGGUGGUAUCCAGGCCUAUUGGGGUGUAUAGAAAAUAUCAUGAUAUCCCAAGAAUCCCAGACACGUCCCACCCUCCAUUAGAAUCUACAGGUUCCAGUUCUUUUGAAUCCCAGAAGAUGGAGAGACCAUCCUUAAAUGUCCUGUCUCCCUCCAGUCCCGGGAUGCUCCAAGACGCUCCCCAGUUAAUGCCGGGGCAGCUCUCAGUGAAGCUUUGGUACGACAAAGUGGGUCAUCAGCUAAUCGUCAACGUGAUGCAGGCUGUGGAUCUUUGUCUUCGCCCUGAUGGACGGCCCAGAAGCCCCUACGUAAAAAUGUACUUUCUCCCUGACCGCAGUGAUAAGAGCAAACGAAGAACAAAAACAAUGAAAAAGACGUGUGAGCCCAAGUGGAACCAGACGUUUGUCUACAGUCACGUCCAUCGGAGGGAUUUCCGCAACCACAUGCUGGAGCUAACGAUAUGGGACCAACCCAGGUCACCAGAGGAAGACAGCAUCUUUAUGGGAGAGAUCCUAAUAGAGCUGGAGACGGCCUUACUGGACGACAAGCCUCACUGGUAUCCACUCCAAACGCACGAUGUCUCAUCCAUACCGCUGCCCCGCCCCUCCCCGUAUCUACCCCGACGAAACACAGACACCCCCGGCAAGAAGCUGCAGCGUUCUCAACGUGUAACAGAGCCUGAAUUUGAUGAGGGUACAGCAGUAAUGUCUAAAGCAGCAGACGGGCGAGGCAGGGAGAGGCAGUGGGAGCCCUCGUCUACCCUGGAAGUGCCGGACCAGCAGAGGACGCCUGCCCAUCACAUACGUUCCCGCUCAGUCUCCCCGCACCGAGAGGAGCAGGGGCGAAUCAGGUCACGGCCGCCCAACGUUCCCACUCAGAGGAGUCUGGAUGAUGAGCUUCCCUACACUCGUCGUUCUCGCUCUCCGACCCGUUACCACGAUGCUCCCCGAGGUCGCCACCAGGAGGAGUACCUGGAUGACAGUGAGGUCAUCAUGAUCCACCAAUCAAUGCGAGGCAAAAGUGCUGAGUGCCUCCACACCAGUGAUCUGCAGCCUUCUCUGGACAGGGUUAGGAGCGCUAGCACCAACUGUCUGACCCCAGACAAUCAUGCCCCCUCACCAGAGACUGAAAGAAAACCUUUGUCCCAUUCCCUGCCCCGGAGACGUCCUGCAAGUCCCAGGAUUCUUAUCCAACAUGCUUCCCCUGAAGAUGACAGGCAGCCUCGGACCCUGGAAACACCUGAAUGUCAGACUCAUGGCAGGAAGCUAUCUAACAGUAACAGGGGCCACCUCCAAGGUGGUUCGUCUCUUUCCUCCUCAGUGACCUCCUCCUCAGCCCGCAGAGUACGACAACUCCCUCAGCUUCCCCCUCAGAGCAGCACCGCAGAACAAGCCCUGGUAGCAGAGGAGUGUGUUCGUCAGCUCCAGAUGAGGGUUCAUUCCAACCGGGUGUCAGCUGCCUCCACCUCCAGCCAACAGGACCUGGACCGAGCCCUCAAGAACAAACGGGAGCUCGACAAGGAGCGCAGGCGGAGCAGUGAAAAUGUUUCCCAUAAGUCCUCAGACAGUGAUGUCAGCGACGUGUCAGCCAUCUCUCGUACCAGCAGUGCCUCUCGCAUCAGUAGCACCAGCUACAUGUCCAUCCAGUCAGAGAGACCCCGGGGACGCUUCAGGGCCAUGCGUGCAUCAGGCCGCCACAUGAUGAAGAGUACCAGCGUGAGCGGUGAGAUCUACGGCAUGGAGCACGCCGACGGUAGCCAAUCGGACACGGCCCUCGGUAGCCUGGGAAGCGGGAUCAAGAAGCGUCGCUCGAGCCUCAGCCAACGUGUUGUAGCCAUUCUUCCAUCCAGACGCAGCCGGAGUACCUCGCAACUCAGCCAGACAGAGGCGGCGGGUAAGGCGGCGAACAGACAGAAAGAGACAACGACAAGAAAGAAGGGGAGUAAGGGCGGCAGCAGCAGCAUCCAGCGGAGCGUGGAGACGGGCAUGGCCGUGGAGUAUCCGAGGGGAGGGUCAGGCAUGAACCGACAGGCCAGCAGAGAGUCCACUGACGGCAGUAUGAACAGCUACAGCUCUGAGGGGAAUUUGAUCUUCUCAGGUAUGCGGUUAGGUGCUGACAGUCAGUUCAGUGACUUCCUGGAUGGUUUAGGCCCCGGUCAACUGGUUGGCAGGCAAACACUAGCAACACCUGCAAUGGGCGAUGUUCAGAUCGGUUUGAUGGACAAGAAAGGCCAGCUGGAGGUGGAGGUGAUCAGGGCACGCGGCCUUACUCAAAAACCAGGCUCCAAAUCCCUCCCAGCCCCCUAUGUCAAGGUGUACCUGCUGGAUAAUGGAUCCUGUAAAGCCAAAAAGAAAACCAAGAUUGCACGAAAGACCCUGGAGCCGCUUUACCAGCAGCACCUGCUCUUUGAGGAGAGUCCCCAGGGCAAGGUGCUUCAGGUGAUAGUUUGGGGCGAUUAUGGACGAUUGGACCACAAAUGUUUUAUGGGUGUAGCACAGAUUCUAUUGGAGGACCUGGACCUCUCGAGCACGGUGAUUGGCUGGUACAAACUGUUUCCACCAUCCUCAUUGGUGGACCCUACAUUAGCUCCGCUCACGCGGCUGGCGUCUCAGACGUCACUGGACAGCUCAGGACCACCACCGGGCGUUCGGUCCUAGUGACCGAAUGGCGACCACAACCCCCACCCCAAAUAACCCUUAACUGACAAAACAAUGGACCACAGCUACUGGACCAGAACUGAGCAGAGGGCGAGAUCACGUCCUGAGGACGACAACAAGAAGCCUUCGGUCAACAAAUGAAAAGCCAGACGGAGCGACAGGGAAUGCAAGAGAGAAAGAGAGAGAGGGAGAGACAGAACUAGCCAAUCAAAGCUUAGCUGGAGUCUGACAAUCAUGUCUCACACCUUCCCUCUUCCUCCUCUGUACACCUUUUCAGUUUCAAACUUUGCUUUCUUUGUUUUCUUCUCUCACCUGCAACAGGAGACUUUUUCUGUCCAUCAUUCUCCACGUCUCUUUACUGCUUUCCUGUCUUUCUUUUCUCCUGACAUCCCUGUGCAGCCCCUUUUAGAGCACCUGUUCAAUGUGGAGCCCUCCGCCCAGUAGCCCUCCAGCCAAUCAGAGCAAAGCUUACUUCUAGAACACAGGGAUGAGUAGUGAUAACAAUGUGUGAGUUAGUCGGUUGCAUGGAUGGAAGCUGCCCUCAGCUGUACCACGACUUUAAAGUUAUCUGAUGUCUCUAGAGUGUAACCACGGUAACACUGUCAUAACUGAGUAUGAGUGGCAGUGGUUUGGCGCGGUUUGGUAUGGUUCGAUAACCUCUCGGUGAAAGUGAGACUGCACAUGCUCGUGCACAUUCUUAGCCUUGUUGUGAUUAAUGAAAGCAAGCACAAGAGAAGCUUGGCUUGUUGGCAGAGGCAAACAAAGUGUUGCUCUUUGUCUUAAGAAAGAGGAGAGAUAAUAGAGGCCAAUGACGAUUUGCUUUUAUUUCAUUUGCUGUUUUUUUGUCUGUCUUUGUUUUGCCCAGGUUUCAGAAUGGUACCAUAUGGUGCGGACUCCCUCUGUGUAUGUGUGUGUUUGGUUUUUCGAGCGAUGUUGCGCCAAAGACCGACCGUAAAGGUCCGGUCAGAUUCGCCCGAACAUCCUUAACCCAACCCUCAUCCCCAUUCUUUGUCUCCUCCCCCUUCUUGACCUCUAACUCCCCCAGUAGGAGGGAGCAGCAUGACUCGGGGACGCCCCGGAUCGGCCCCCAAGCUGCAUGCACGUUUCUUUUUGUUCUGUUUGUUUCGUUUUUUGUUUUGUUCUCUACUUUUUUGUAAAAUAGAAGACGAGACAAAUUAACGAACAAUUCUCAAAAAAACAUAAACAGAAAAAAAGACUAGACUAUGUGUGUUAGUUCCACAUACUUUUAGGCCAGCUUGUAUGUUGCAUGUUCUUGUACAGUUUGCUCGUACUGAAUAUGAAUACAAACAGAGAAAAGCCAAGCCAUCCCCGCCCCCUAACAGGAGCGGACCAAUAGGGGGGGACAACUCUACCCAGGCCACGCCUAUCACUCUGGGUCUAAAUAUACAUAUUAGGAAGUCUCCGGAAAAAGAAAAAACUCUUUGUUUCCGUUUUUCUUGAACCCUUAAAUAACAGUGCUGUUCUGUAGUACUGAGCAUACUCGAGCCCCUGGCGUAUCUGCGGGUGUAGGUGUCUAAACUGUAGUUUAACACAGUCGGGGCUAGAGACAGAGAUAGAGAAUGUGUGUAUAACAGCUCAAUGUAUAUGAAGUAUCAUUAUGAGUUUGACAGAAAUUAUAAAGAUAUAGAUAUAUGAAUAUAAAAAGAGUGUAUCUGACUGUACACCGGUCACCGACACACACACACACACACACACACACACACACACACACACACACAUGUACACCUUGUACAUACAAACCAGGAAGAGAGGCUUGAAUUACGUUAAGAACAAACAAAAACAUUGCUGACACACUAACAUUCCUGGUCUCGUAGAAGGGAAUUUACGUCCUGUGGAUGUGCUCGAGCCGCUGAGCGGCCCUGAGCCACAAGGGGGCGCUAAUAGGCCUUUAUUUUUGUCCUGAUUGCAGAAAACAAGUAGAACCAAUUGGAACAAAGUUGACUUUCUUCUCCUUAAAUCCCCUCACCCAUGUUUACGAUGAUAUUGGUUUGGACUGGACUUCUGAAGCCAAUAAGAAAUCUAAUUUUUGCAGACAUAUUUUGCGGAUGUUUCUGUUGAAACCCUUGGCGGUGUGGCCGACUGCCCUUUCCUUUGUCAGUAUUACUCCAGGAAUACUGAUUGUUUACAGCCCAUGGCUCCCCACUCCCAAACCACAAUUUUAGAUGAAAGACUAAGUAUUCACUGCAACAGUUCUUGUUUGUAUAACAGAUGUGGCUCUACUGAUGUGUAUGUUUUAUAUUCAAGAGUUCAUUUUUAUUAUUUACAAAUAAAAGACUGUGUGGAAGAAGA